AGUAACUUCAACACAAUGAUCACUAGAUUGACUGCUCGGAGUUUUCUCAUUACAUUAUCUCUGAUUCAAACUGCAGAUCUCUCUCAUUUGAUCUCUUUGAAGGAGGUCGGCCUGGGUGAAGAUGUUACUUUUGACUGUAAACUCUCUGAGAAGCCUAUCUACCUUUACUGGUAUAAGCAGUCUCUUGGAAAUUUGCUCCAACCAGUAGCAGGUGUGGUACUUGAUCAUAUAACGAUGAAUGAACAAUUUAAAGACUCUCGUUUUGAAGUACUUCAGUAUGAGUCUUGGUAUUCUCUUAAAAUCUCAAAUGUCAGCAAAGAAGAUGAAGCUACAUUUUACUGUGGAACCGGAGCAGGUUACUCACAAACGUUCAUCAGUGGCACAUUUUUGGCUGUAAAAGAUCACAAUCAGAAAACAUCUUUAUGUGAGAAACAAAGUCUGAAGACUGACUUGAUUGAGUGGGGAAACUCUGUGACUCUCAAGUGUUCGCUUUUCUCUAAGAACAAAGAAACCAGGGUGCAGUGUCCACCUGAACACAGUGUUUACUGGUUCAGAACUGGAUCAGAAGGAUUUCAUCCAGGAAUUAUUUACACUCAGGGAAACUUUAGUGAUGAAGAUGAGAGAAGCUGCUCUCACAGUCUCUCUAUAAUAGACUCCUCUGAAGCUGGGACGUACUACUGUGCUGUGGUCACAUGUGGAGCCAUUCUGUUUGGUGAAGGAACUAAAGUGGAAACAGGAUUGUUUUCUAGACCAAAACCAGAUCCUGUUGUCAUCAUACUUGGAGGAGUAUUGGCCUGCUGUGUUACAGUGAUUGUCAUCUUAAUUAUCUUUGUUAAACAAAAGAAAGUUUGUGAACACUGUAAAGGAUCUUUGAUCAAAUAUUGA
Melanotaenia boesemani (Boeseman's rainbowfish) is the source of this 885-nucleotide messenger RNA. RefSeq lists its product as uncharacterized. NCBI's taxonomy places the organism in Eukaryota, Metazoa, Chordata, Actinopteri, Atheriniformes, Melanotaeniidae. The coding region runs from base 16 to 885 and encodes 289 amino acids. Gene Ontology annotation, biological process: response to bacterium. The transcript has 5 exons. The record is from RefSeq and is a predicted model, not a curated record.